AUGCCGUCAAGUCUGAGCUCCGGCAGUCCUUCGGCAGCUCUGCAGGAGGCUCUGGAGAGCUCCGGUCGUCUUAUUGACAAACAUUUGCAAGAAGACCGCUGCUUCCCCGACCUGUCGGAGCUGCUGAAUGUUCCCUCACACAAUAUGCCCUCAAUCUCCGGGGUGUCAGACAUGGACUACCCGCUGCAAGGACCUGGACUCAUUAGUGUACCAAGCCUCCCUGAGCUCAGCGCAGUCCGACGAGUCCCUCUACCUCCGGAGCUCGUGGAGCAGUUUAGCCAUAUGCAGUGCAAUUGCAUGAUGGGUGUUUUCCCCGAGAUAUCAAGAGCCUGGCUUACAAUUGACAAUGAUAUCUUCAUGUGGAAUUAUGAGGAUGGAGGGGAUGUGGCAUAUUUUGAUGGUCUUAGCGAAACCAUCCUGUCCGUGGGACUGGUCAAACCAAAGCCGGGCAUCUUCCAACCUCACAUCCACUUUCUCUUAGUGCUGGCCACCCCUGUGGACGUGGUUAUCCUAGGACUCAGCUUCCCAAAGGCUCAUACAGGUUUAAAUGACUCUAUGUCCGGAGCCAUGCAGCUCCUGUCUGACCCUCUAUACUCCAUUCCCACGGACAACACCUACAUGCUGGCCAUCACCUCCACGGACCAGGGCCGCAUCUUCCUGGCGGGAAAGGACGGCUGCCUGUACGAGAUCGCCUACCAGGCCGAGGCCGGCUGGUUCAGUCAGCGCUGUCGAAAGAUCAAUCACUCUAAAAGCAGCCUCUCCUUCCUCGUACCCUCUAUUCUGCAGUUCUCUUUUUCUGAAGACGAUCCAGUUGUCCAGAUUGCAAUUGACAAUUCGCGCAACACCCUGUACACUCGAUCUGAGAAGGGCGUCCUGCAGGUCUACGACCUGGGCGCAGACGGGCAGGGAAUGAGUCGCGUGGCCGCCAUGUCUCAGAAUUCCAUCGUGGCAGCGGCGGGAAAUAUCGCCAGGACCAUCGAUCGCUCUGUGUUUAAGCCUAUCGUUCAGAUAGCUGUAAUCGACCGCUCAGAAUCCUCAGACUGUCAGCUGUUGGCUGUCACUCAUGCCGGCGUGCGUCUGUACUUCAGCACGUCCCAAUUUACUCCACCGAACGCUAAGCACACCACCGCGCGGCCCAGCCUCCUGGCCCUGGUGCAUGUCCGUUUGCCUCCUGGGUUCUCUGCCUCCUCCACUCUGCAGAAACCUUCCAAAGUCCACAAAGCUCUGUACAGUAAAGGUGUGCUGUUGAUGGCGGCAUCUGAGACAGAGGACAGUGACAUUCUGUGGUGUAUUAACCACGACUCCUUCCCCUUUAAAAAGCCCCUUAUGGAGGCCCAGAUGACGGUUAAUGUGGACGGGCACUCAUGGGCACUUUGUGCCAUAGAAGACGCUAAAGCACCCAAAAUCCUCACCCCCCUCAAUAAGGAGCUUAUUCCUCUCACUGACUCUCCUGUGGUUGUGCAGCAGCAUAACACGCCACCUCAGAAGUUUGUCCUCCUCUCUGCCCAGGGAAGUCAUAUCUUCCACAAACUGCGUCCAGUGGAUCAGUUGCGCCAUCUGCUGGUGAGCAGUGGAGGUGGCGAGAGCGAGGAGAUUGAGCGUUUCUUCAAACUGCACAGGGAGGAGCAGGCGUGUGCCACGGCCCUGAUCCUGGCCUGCUCCACCGCAGUCUGCGACAGAGAGGUGUCUCUGUGGGCCACUCGGGCUUUCUUCAGGUACGGUGGUGAGGCACAGAUGCGCUUCCCCUCAGCUCUCACCGCAACCAGCACCGUCGGUCCCCUUCUGGGAUCCCCUGUGCCAGGCUCCCCAAUGGGUCUUGGUAGUCCUCUCCCCAACCCCAGCUUUCUAGCCACUCCAGCUCCAGGUAUGGUGCCCCCAAAUGUUUCCACUCCUUUCGUGCAAGCUACUCCCAUGUCCCCGGUCAGCGGCCCCAUCACGGCCAUGUCCUCUGGGCCGGAGGUUGUGUUCUCUGGCAAGCACAACGGGAUUGCCAUCUGCUUCACCCGCAUACUGGGUAACAUUUGGGAUGGGAGCCUUGUGGUAGAGAACACAAUUCCCAAAGGAAACCAGGCCGUCACAAUUAUGGAGAGCACUGCUAGUUCUUCAGAUCUGGAAGCCGUUCUAAUGGCGCUUCAGGGUCUCAGGGACUUCUUGGACAAGAACUCUCAGUUCAGCCCCAUGUCUCUGGGAACCGCCAAUUUGGGCACUCCAGCAAACCUGCAGCAAAGGCUCCUGGGAUUCAUGCGGCCAGACGGCGCCAGCUCUCAGCAGGUGCAGCAGGAGCUCCAGCGGAAGUACCACACUGAGGCCCAGGCCUAUGAGAAGGCGUCUCUACAGGGCAUGCAGCAGCUGGUGCACCGCUCUUAUCAGAUGCUGGCUCUCUGGAAACUCCUGUGUGAUCACCAGUUCAGUCUCAUCCUCUCCGAAUUACCCAAGGAGGUACAGGAGCAGCUGAAGAGCGUCAGCUUUAAGGACGUGGUGACCCGUGGUCGAGAACUGACGGGCGCACUCAUCACCGCCCUCAUCAAUGUCUACAUCAAAGACAGCGCCUCCGUCGACGGCAUCAGCAACCACCUGAGAGACAUCUGCCCGCUGCUGUACAGCAGUGACGACAGCACCUGCUCCAAGGCCAAUGAGCUGCUGCAGACGUCCAGACAGGUCCAGAAUAAGAACGAGAGGGAUCUUAUUCUUAAGGAGUCCUUACAUCUCUACCAGCAAAUCAGCCACCACACAGACCUGCCGCUCGUCUGUUCACAGUACCGACAAGUGCGUUUCUACGAGGGUAUCGUGGAGCUCUGCCUCACAGCUGCCGAUAAGAAAGACCCCCAGAGACUGGGCCCCCACUUCUACAAAAACGGAGAGCCAGAGGAGGACGCGGCCGGGCAGCAGGCUUUCCAGGAAAGGUUUUCCUGUUAUAAAUGCAUCACAGACACCAUGCAGGAGCUGGUGAAUCAGAGUAAAGCAGCCCCCCAGUCUCCCAGUGUUCCCAAACAGCCUGGACCUCCCGUCAUGUCCUCAGACCCCAACAUGCUGAGCAAUGAAGAUGCCGCCGCCCACUUUGAGCAAAUGAUCAGUCUUGCUCAGAGAUCUCAAGAUGAACUGUUUCACAUCGCUCUGUACAACUGGCUGAUUCAGGCAGAUCUCACAGAUAAACUAUUAGAGGUGAAUUCUCCCUACCUGGAAGACCACCUGAUGCACAUGAUAAAGCAAGACCAAAACAAAGUGCGGAACAUGGACCUGCUGUGGAGGUACUAUGAGAAGAACCGGAGCUUUGGCAAAGCAGCCCACGUUCUGGCCCGGCUGGCGGACAUGCACAGCACAGAGAUCUCUCUGAAACAGAGGCUGGAGUACAUCUCACGGGCCAUUCUCUCUGCCAAGAGUUCAUCCUCCGUGUCCUCUCUGGGGGCUGACGGGGAGUUCCUACACGAGCUAGAGGAGAAGAUGGAGGUGGUGCGAAUCCAGGUUCAGAUCCAGGAGACUUUGAUCCGGCAGUAUUCCCACCAUCCCUCUGUACAGAACGCCGUGUCACAGCUGGACUCGGAACUCAUGGACAUCACUAAGCUUUACGGGGAGUUUGCAGACCAUUUCCAGUUGUCUGAAUGCAAGCUUGCCAUCAUACACUGUGCCGGCCACUCGGAUCCCAUUCUGGUCCACUCCCUCUGGCAGGAGAUACUGGAGAAAGAGCUUAACGACAGCGUGGCCAUGAGUCCGGCGGAUCGGAUGAGAGCCCUGAGUCUGAAGCUGGUGUCCCUGGGCAAACUGUACGCAGGAACACCACGAUACUUCCCAUUAGAGUUCCUGGUGAAGUUUCUGGAGCAGGAGGUAUGUCGGCUGAACUGGGACGUCGGUUUUGUGACCUUCACCAUGCAGGAGAUCGGUGUGCAGCUGCCGCGCCUGCUGGAGGUGUACGAUCAGCUCUUUAAGACACGAGACCCCUGUUGGCAGCGUCUGAGGAAACCUCUCCACCUGGUGGAGUGCAUCCACGUUCUGCUCUCUGGUUAUGUAGACAACCCUGCUCAGGUGCCCACGUACGACAGGCGGAGGUUCACUAACGUGUGCUUGGACAACAUCUGUGGUUACCUGGUGGAGCUUCAGUCUCUGAGUCCCAACUCCGCUUUACAGCAAAUCAUCGGCAAUUUCAAAUCACUGCAGGCCAAGCUGGAGAAGCUGCACUGAGGAGGGCUGAGUGAUCGUACGCUCUGUUUAAUGAACGCCCGGGCCCAGUCGGGCUUUUGCCUCCUCCACGCGCAAUGAUAAAAACGUGACUGUCCGAACUCGGAGGACACGACAGGA
Messenger RNA from Chanos chanos (milkfish), 4293 nucleotides. RefSeq names its product nucleoporin 155 (gene nup155). The transcript has 34 exons. Gene Ontology annotation, molecular function: structural constituent of nuclear pore. Gene Ontology annotation, biological process: protein import into nucleus; transcription-dependent tethering of RNA polymerase II gene DNA at nuclear periphery; protein localization to nuclear inner membrane. Gene Ontology annotation, cellular component: nuclear pore; nuclear pore inner ring. The coding region runs from base 1 to 4176 and encodes 1391 amino acids. The record is from RefSeq and is a predicted model, not a curated record. Lineage: Eukaryota; Metazoa; Chordata; Actinopteri; Gonorynchiformes; Chanidae.